Molecule: messenger RNA, 1702 nt
Organism: Erpetoichthys calabaricus (reedfish)
Lineage: Eukaryota; Metazoa; Chordata; Cladistia; Polypteriformes; Polypteridae
Gene: bysl
Product: bystin-like
Exons: 7
Coding region: 148-1452 (434 amino acids)
Biological process (GO): rRNA processing
Cellular component (GO): nucleolus; preribosome, small subunit precursor; cytoplasm
Molecular function (GO): snoRNA binding
Source: RefSeq, a predicted model, not a curated record
GUAAUGGGCAAAAACAGUGAAUUACAGUCCCAUGCUGGAUCGCAUGUGCUGUGGAGUUGAACCGAUCAUGCAAGCGAGUUGAACUGUGGACUGCUUCCGCCGAAUAUAAUAGUUAACAUACAUCAACGGGAAAAAACAUUUAAAGAUAUGCCUAAAGUAAAAAAGGCCAAAGGAAUUGGCAGUGAAAGGGAAAAACACGUUGCACUUGCCGACCAGAUUUUGCAAGAUGACUCGGUAAGGCCCAGCGUCCGGCUGAAGAGCCGUGAUCGACGAGAGGAGGUUGAUGAACAAUAUGUAGACGAAAAGUUGUCUCGUAAAAUCCUCAAACAAGCUCGCAUUCAGCAGGAAGAGUUAGAAACAGAAUAUGGACUGGGAUCCAAGGGAAAACAGAAGAAGACUCAGACUACAGUUCUGGGAUCUGCUUCUAAGGACUCUGAUUCAGAAGAUGAGUGGCCAUCACUGGAGCAAAAAGAAGAAGAAAUGGAUGGAAUUGGAGAGGUUGAAGUUAAUGCAGAAGAUGAAAAAGCCAUUGAGAUGUUUAUGAACAAGAACGCCCCUGUCGGGCGGACAUUGGCUGAUAUUAUAAUGGAGAAAAUCACAGAGAAGAAGACAGAGGUAGAAACUGUAAUGUCUGAAGUGUCUGGAGUACCCAUGGCCCAGCUGGAUCCCAGGGUUGUCGAAGUGUAUAGAGGUGUAAAAGAGGUGCUGUCUAAAUACAGAAGUGGAAAGUUACCAAAAGCUUUCAAGGUCAUCCCAGCACUCUCUAACUGGGAGCAAGUGCUGUACAUUACAGAACCAGACUCCUGGACUGCAGCUGCUGUGUACCAGGCAACACGAAUCUUCACUUCCAGUCUGAAGGAACGAAUGGCCCAGCGUUUCUUCAACUUGGUGUUGUUACCACGAAUUCGGGAUGACAUUAUGGAGUACAAGAAGCUCAACUUUCACUUAUACAGUGCCCUGAAAAAAGCCCUCUUUAAGCCUGGUGCUUGGUUCAAAGGAAUUCUGAUCCCUCUCUCUGAAUCUUGUACUUGCUCCUUACGUGAAGCUAUCAUCAUUGGCAGCAUUCUGACAAAGUGUUCAAUCCCAGUUCUACACUCCAGUGCAGCAAUGCUGAAGUUGGCCGAGAUGGAGUACAAUGGCGCCAACAGCAUCUUCCUGCGUCUUCUUAUUGAUAAGAAAUAUGCCCUCCCUUUCCGAGUCAUUGAUGCCUUGGUUUAUCACUUCCUGCGCUUCAGAACUGACCAGAGGACUCUGCCAGUGCUCUGGCACCAGUGCCUUCUCACGUUUGUGCAACGCUACAAAGAAGAUCUGGCUUCUGAGCAGAAGGCUGCACUGCUGGACCUUCUUAAGGUGCACGUCCACCCACAGAUCUCCACUGAAAUACGCAGAGAGUUGGCCAACUCCAAGUCUCGGGAUCAGGAGACGGUUGAACCUGUUAUGGCCAUGGAGUAAGCAGCAUAACAUUGUGGGGCAGGUGAUUGUUAUUUGACAGAGACAAAGCACACAAAUGCAUUACAUCUGUCAAGUAUUGCUUCUGGUCAUGUGUAACCUUGAAGUGGUGCAGAAGUUCUCAGCAACUGAAGGACUGAUGGUUGAAAUUGACUGCUGCUAAACUGUGCAACCUAGCAGAUACCUACCUGAGUAGGGUUCUGUGUAGUUAUCUCACUUGUAAUAUAAAAUAAAUUGGCAGAUUUUCUUUUAA